AUGGUUGAAAAGUACGGGGAGGACCUAACUCAACAUCCAGAGGGUGAAGUUGACUUGUGGGUGCAAGCACAAGAAGGGAGACGCAAAUGCAGACGUAUUUACGGGGUAGGAGGUUCAGAUCUACAUUUCGUUGUCACGGGGACAUCAUCCAACGGGAACAAACCGACCUCUUCUAACUCCCUGCAGUCACAACAACGGGUCAGGGAAUUGGAACAAGCUCAUGCCGAAUUCGCCCGACAAAAUGGUGAAAUGGCCGAAAGACAAGCACAAAUGGAAAAACAAAUGACGGAAAUGGUCGAGUUCAUGAGACGAUAUGACACUAAUAACCGUCCCGACAAUCCAUCCAAUCUAUCGAAUGCUCCUUAG
Molecule: messenger RNA, 366 nt
Organism: Lactuca virosa
Lineage: Eukaryota; Viridiplantae; Streptophyta; Magnoliopsida; Asterales; Asteraceae
Source: the annotation of a GenBank genome assembly